AUGCUGUUUGGCUAUGCUCAAACACAAGAUGCAAACUGCAAUUACGAACAAAAUGUCAUUGCAGGCAGAGAUUAUUACAUAUAUAGCCCAAACUAUCCCAAUAACUAUAACGCAGGAGCACAGUGCCGAUGGAUUGGGAAUUGCCCCAUAGGAUACAACUGCAGACUUGAUUGCGGUGAAAUUAAUUUACCACAGACCCCGUCGUGCUCAGGAGAUCGUCUGGUGAUAUCCACGGCGGGGGACCCGCUGUUGACCUCGGGAGACACUUAUUGCGGAACAGGCUCUUUGACUGCGGUUUCCACUGGACAGAGAAUAAGCAUAGGUUUAAUCACAGCUUCUAACACUACUGGAGGCAAAUUUUCGUGUAAGUUGACUGCACAGCUUCAAUCAAUGACUGAUUCGUGUCAGUGUGGAUAUCAAAGAGCGAACCGAAUUGUCGGCGGAACCGAGACAAGGCCUAACGAAUUUCCAAUGAUGGCAGGAAUCGUGUACGUUGAUGAAGCUGCCAUUAAAUGUGGUGCAGUGAUAAUUUCUAGAAAUGCUGUGGUGACCGCCUCCCAUUGCGUGAUAAAUAAGGGGAUAAAUGAAAUAGGUGUUAUUGUUGGAGAACAUGAUACUAGAACCGGAGCUGACUCGAAUGCCACGCAGCUUUUUCGAGUGUCAAGGAUUAUAACUCAUCCCUACUAUACACCAGCUAACUAUGACUACGAUGUAGCCAUCGUGAAAGUGCUUGGACAAAUAAUUUUUUCGGCUCUUGUUGGUCCUGUCUGCUUACCUUUCAAAUACCGUAAUAGCAACUACGACUUCACUGGAGAUACGGUUACUGUUUUAGGUUGGGGUACUCUUGCUCCUGGAGGUACACCGUCUAAGGUUCUGCGAAAGGUAGAUCUGAAUGUGAUUAGCCAGAGCGUUUGUCGACAGAGUUUCAGUUCCGUGACGCCGCGUCAAAUGUGCACUUAUACGAGGGGAAAAGACGCUUGCCAGGACGACUCAGGCGGUCCACUGUUAUAUAGAGACCCUAAUAUCGGAGUGCUAUUCAAUAUUGGUAUUGUGAGCUUUGGUACGUUCUGCGCAUCAACUACGCCGGGAAUCAACACUCGUAUCACGGCUGUGUUAGACUGGAUCUUGUCUACUGCUCCUGAUAAUUAUUGCAUCAAA
Brenthis ino (lesser marbled fritillary) is the source of this 1158-nucleotide messenger RNA. The record is from the annotation of a GenBank genome assembly. Lineage: Eukaryota; Metazoa; Arthropoda; Insecta; Lepidoptera; Nymphalidae.